CGGAGCACCCGCCCCUCUGGGCGCUUCUUCCGGGUGGGGCCCCGGGCGGAGGCGAUGGCGCCCUGGGCGCUCCUCAGCCCCGGGGUCCUGGUGCGGACCGGCCACACCGUGCUGACCUGGGGGAUCACGCUGGUGCUCUUCCUGCACGAUACCGCACUGCGGCAGUGGGAAGAGCAGGGGGAGCUGCUCCUGCCCCUCAUCUUCCUGCUCCUGGUGCUGGGCUCCCUGCUGCUCUACCUGGCUGUGUCACUCAUGGACCCAGGCUACGUGAACGUCCAGCCCCAGCCCCAGGAGGAGGCCAAGGAGGAGCAGACAGCCAUGGUUCCUCAGACCAUCCCCCUUCGGCGCUGCAGAUACUGCCUGGUGCUGCAGCCCCUGCGGGCCCGGCACUGCCGGGAGUGUCGUCGCUGCGUGCGCCGCUAUGACCACCACUGCCCCUGGAUGGAGAACUGCGUGGGGGAGCGCAACCACCCGCUCUUCGUGGCCUACCUGGCACUGCAGCUGGUGGUGCUUCUGUGGGGCCUGUACCUGGCAUGGUCUGGCCUCCGGUUCUUCCAGCCCUGGGGACUGUGGCUGCGGUCCAGCGGGCUCCUGUUUGCCACCUUCCUGCUGCUGUCCCUCUUCUCGUUGGUGGCCGGCCUGCUUCUGGCCUCGCACCUCUACCUGGUGGCCAGCAACACCACCACCUGGGAGUUCAUCUCCUCUCACCGCAUUGCCUACCUCCGUCAGCGCCCCGGGAACCCCUUCGACCGCGGCCUGAUCCGCAACCUGGCCCACUUCUUCUGCGGAUGGCCCUCAGGGUCCUGGGAGACCCUCUGGGCCGAGGAGGAGGAGGAGGAGGAGGGGAGCAGCCAAGCUGUUUAGGGUCACUGGAGGCGGGCUGCCAUCUUGUGCCUGAAAACCUGAGGAGCCACACCCAGCUGGGGUGGGCCCUCGGAGGGCCUGGGCUCCUCACUCCGCCCCGUCCUCCCAGGCCUCAGUGGGCAGUGCUGCCCUCCGAAGGGAGAAGGGGAGGAAGAGGACCUAUGGGGGGCUCAGGCACAAAGGACCUGGGCCUCUGAGACCCCACCUCGCCUCCCAAGCCAGGCUGCCCCCAGUGCACAGUUUUAUAAAUUUAAUAUUCCAUAAAGCAGGUCACGUAUUAAAAACCAAACCAGACCGCUC
Equus quagga is the source of this 1164-nucleotide messenger RNA. RefSeq names its product zinc finger DHHC-type palmitoyltransferase 12 (gene ZDHHC12). Gene Ontology annotation, biological process: peptidyl-L-cysteine S-palmitoylation; protein targeting to membrane. NCBI's taxonomy places the organism in Eukaryota, Metazoa, Chordata, Mammalia, Perissodactyla, Equidae. The transcript has 5 exons. Gene Ontology annotation, cellular component: Golgi apparatus; endoplasmic reticulum. The record is from RefSeq and is a predicted model, not a curated record. Gene Ontology annotation, molecular function: protein-cysteine S-palmitoyltransferase activity. The coding region runs from base 55 to 864 and encodes 269 amino acids.